AUGAUAUUCAGAAAGGGUACUAAACAUGCUGAACGAGUUAUGAAUACAUCAAAGUCAUCAGUGUCUAUUAUGUUUUCAUGUUCUGCUGAUGGUCUAUUUCUUCCUCCAUAUACAGUGUAUAAAGCUGAGCGUCUAAUGGACACAUGGAUAUUUGGAGGUCCAAUGGGUGCACGAUAUAACCGAACAAAGUCUGGUUGGUUUGAUAGUCACUGUUUUAUAGAUUGGAUGCAAACAUUAGUAAUACCUUACUUCAGACAUGUUGACAAUGACGCACCAAAAAUUCUCAUUGGUGAUAAUUUAGCAUGCCAUUUGUCUAUUGAGGUUAUAGAAAUUUGUGAGGCUAAUAAUAUUUUGAUGGUCUUUUUACCUCCAAACAGUUCACAUUUGCUUCAACCUCUAGAUCUUACAGUUUAUGGACCCAUGAAAUCAACAUGGAGAAAAGUGCUUACUGCAUGGAAAAUUGGGGAAGGGAGGUUUCAUACAUCCCUACCAAAAAAUGUUUUCCCGAGAUUGCUCCUUAAUCUAAUAUCUAAUAUAGACCACAUACAAGAGUUUGCUGUAAAUGGGUUUAAAACAUCUGGUAUCUACCCGCUAAUAAGAAAAAAAAAUAUUGACAAGAUUUUAAGAGCAGACAUUUCAACAUCCUCUCAAAACUUAGUAUCCCCGUUAGUUCUUGAACGUCUUAAAGAACUUAGAGAAGCAUCUGCUAAAAAACCUGGGGCAGUGUUGCGUGGGAAAAAAGUCAAGGUUUCACCGGGAAAAAGUGUUUCACUGGAUGAUUUUGCAGUUUCUUCUGUUUUAAAAUCCCAAUCAAAACGCUAG
This is a messenger RNA of Hydra vulgaris (swiftwater hydra), 822 nucleotides long. NCBI's taxonomy places the organism in Eukaryota, Metazoa, Cnidaria, Hydrozoa, Anthoathecata, Hydridae. The record is from RefSeq and is a predicted model, not a curated record.